AUGUCCAGUAAGUCGUUGGUUAACAAAGGUGUGUCCCGUUUCCGUCCGGCACAAUGGUUACAAGAGAAAGGGUUAGCUCCUCAUGUCUAUUUGUUUCGUAAUUUGGAGAAAGGUCAAGUGGUUUAUUCUCAAAUGCCAUUAGUAUCGCAAAGACAGAUUGAUACGUUGUUCGUGAGACCGAACUGGGAUAACAAGAAGCCUUCCACGAGGAGAGAUUUAUGGAAAUGUAUGGCAGUGGUACGCGUACCGUCACACUCUACAGCUGUCCAGUUAUUUCAAAAUUUAAGUAGAUUAAGGUAUAUGAGAGAUGUGUUGUAUGCUCGAGAGAACGACAAGUUGAGGAAGAAGAAUGAGAUGGGUAGGGUGUGGUACAGUGGUCAUUUCAGGCCUGGUUUUGCGCAGGAGGCAGUUGCUGAUUUGAAGGAAUCAUUAUUGAAGUUGGAUGAUAAACCAGGAGAAGCCACUAUCUUUUGGGAAGAUCCCUGGAGAAUGGGGGAUUUGGAGAAAUAUUGGACUCCAGAGCUUCCUAAUGUGAAACAUGAGAAGAUUGAUCGUAAUUGUAAUGUCUCUAGAGAAGAGAGUCAGAUUUUAAAAGAAUUAGCACAGCAAACUUUAGAAUCUAUGAAUACGAAGAAUCAAGAAGUAUAG
Messenger RNA from Maudiozyma barnettii, 648 nucleotides. It is a transcript of the gene MHR1, whose product is annotated as mitochondrial 54S ribosomal protein mL67. Gene Ontology annotation, cellular component: nucleus; mitochondrial large ribosomal subunit. Gene Ontology annotation, molecular function: DNA strand exchange activity; structural constituent of ribosome; single-stranded DNA binding. Gene Ontology annotation, biological process: DNA recombination; positive regulation of mitochondrial DNA replication. The transcript has a single exon. The coding region runs from base 1 to 648 and encodes 215 amino acids. The record is from RefSeq and is a predicted model, not a curated record. NCBI's taxonomy places the organism in Eukaryota, Fungi, Ascomycota, Saccharomycetes, Saccharomycetales, Saccharomycetaceae.